Molecule: messenger RNA, 1967 nt
Organism: Juglans regia (Persian walnut)
Lineage: Eukaryota; Viridiplantae; Streptophyta; Magnoliopsida; Fagales; Juglandaceae
Product: benzyl alcohol O-benzoyltransferase-like
Exons: 2
Coding region: 60-1445 (461 amino acids)
Molecular function (GO): acyltransferase activity, transferring groups other than amino-acyl groups
Source: RefSeq, a predicted model, not a curated record
CAUUACAGAGUCUUAAAAAACCAAACCUUCCCAAACUUUCUAAGAACCAUUUGCUUAACAUGGCAGCACCAACUCAGUCUCUGGUAUUCACAGUACGAAGGUCCAAGCCCGAGUUAAUUCCUCCAGCUCAGCCCACACCCCACGAGUUCAAACAACUUUCUGAUAUCGACGAUCAAGAGUCUUUCCGAUUUCAAGCCCCGGUGAUACAAUUUUAUAGACACGAUCCCUCGAUGCAAGGGAGAGACCCUGUGAAAGUCAUCAGAGAGGCACUUGCUCAAACACUUGUGUUUUACUAUCCAUUUGCAGGUAGGCUUAGAGAAGGGCCUGGAAGGAAACUUGUAGUAGAAUGCACGAGUGAGGGUGUCGUAUUCAUCGAGGCAGAUGCCGAUGUUACACUUGAGCAAUUUGGUGAUGCUCUUCGACCUCCAUUCCCGUGCUUGGAGGAGCUUCUUUUUGACCUUCCAGGCUCUGGAGGGGUUCUUCAUUGCCCCUUACUGCUUAUUCAGGUGACGCGGCUCAAAUGUGGCGCGUUCAUCUUCGCACUACGCCUCAACCACACGAUGAGCGAUGCCGCUGGUCUGGUCCAGUUCAUGACAGCCGUGGGCGAGAUGGCGCGGGGUGCGCGCUCCCCUUCCGUCUUACCCGUAUGGCAGAGACAUUUCUUAAAUGCGAGGGACCCAACAUGCUUGACAUGCACGCACCGCGAGUACGACGAGGUGAUCGACACCAAGGGUACUGGCACCAUCACCCCGCUCGAGGACAUGGCUUGCCGCUCCUUCUUUUUCGGCCGUACCGAGUUGUCUGCCAUCCGUAGGUUUGUGCCGCUUCACCUGAGCCAGUCCACCACCUUUGAGGUUAUCAUGGCAUGCCUUUGGCGAUGCCGCACCAUUGCACUCCAGUUCGACCGCAACGAGGAGGUGCGCAUGAUGUCCAUCGUCAGCGCGCGUGGCAAGUUCAAUCCUCCGUUACCGAGCGGUUACUACGGCAACGUCUUUGCGUACCCAGCAGCAGUCACGACUGCCGGAAAGCUCUGCGAGAACACUAAUUUGGGUUAUGCUUUGGAAUUGGUGAGGAAGGCAAAAAGAGAAGUGAACGAGGAGUAUAUGCGGUCGGUGGCAGAUCUAAUGGUGAUCAGAGGCAGGCCAUUCCUAACGGUGGUGGGCUCAUUCCUUGUGUCGGAUGUGACACGUGCCGGGUUUGGAAAGGUUGACUUUGGGUGGGGCAAGCCAGCUUAUGGUGGGCCAGCCGAAUGUGUUGUGAGAAGUAUUCCUAGAACGGGGAGCUUCUAUAUUCCUUGUAAGAACAGUAAGGGAGAGGAAGGAAUAGCCGUGGGAGUUUGCUUGCCAGCCCCAGCAAUGGAAAUAUUCGUCAAGGAGUUGGAUUUCUUUCUGAAAAACAUGCCGGAGAGUGGCAAGAAAUCCACUUUUAAUACGUCUAAACUGUAAACCCAGCUCAUGAUCAACGUACGGCCAUCGGAAGGCAAGUCGUUCGAAUAAAAGGUGAAAUUCAAAAUAUCUUGAGUAGGAUUCCCCAUUUCAUCAUGAAAAUCUCAGUCUUUACCGAGAAUACAAAAUGGCAACACUAUCGACGGAACGAAAUAAAAAUUGAGAAUCUGAGAAGACCAUCGGACUGUAAUUCAGAAGGAGGGAAGAAGGACUGGAAUCCAGAAGGAAGAAAGAAAGAUUGCGUGACUUUGUACAUUGGACUGAAACUCAGAAGGACUGAAAGCCAGAAGGAAGAAAGGACUGCGUGACUUGGUUCAUUGGACUAAAACCAAAAGUCUGAAAAAUGUCAAAUCCAUUUCGAAAGCUUAACUUGAUUCAUCGAAUUGAAACAGGUGAAAAGAAGCAUUCCGAGUGAAAAUCAUUUAGAUUGAAUAACAGUAUGUUAUGAAGCAUUUGAAUUUUUGUUCUCCCAAACCCAUGUUCUCCAAACCCAAUAAAUCUUGCAAAAAGGACAACAAAUUC